GGCGGAGGAGGAAUGCAAAGCUCCAUCCAGUGCACCGAGGAGGAGUGUUUACGCACAGUCUGCCUGCGACACAGGAUCAAACCUGGGGACUUGGUCGUUUUCACGCCACAAUCCAAUCCUGCAAAGCAUUUGCAAGGAGACAGAGAAGCAAGCGCCUCCAUCAGGGACCGACCAUGAUCAAAAAGCAGCAGCAGGACGUGAUGGGCUUCCUGGCAGCCAAUAAGAUCGAGUUUGAGGAGUGUGACAUCGCCGCCAACGAGGCCAACCGGAAGUGGAUGCGAGAGAAUGUUCCGGAGGAGUCACGGCCAGCCACAGGGAACCCUCUCCCACCACAGAUAUUCAAUGAGAGCAAAUAUUGCGGGGACUACGAGGCCUUCUUCGAUGCCAGAGAGGACAAUGCUGUGUAUGCAUUUCUAGGCCUGACUGCUCCCCCAGGAUCAAAGGAAGCCGAGGCUCUGCUGAAGAAAGCACAGCAGUAGCUUUUCACCUUUUGUGUAUUUCAACCGGACCUAGCCUAACCUGGAAUAAAUUCAGAAAAAAAACAAUUUUCUUUCUUAAGUUUCAUGAUUUUACUAUUCUUUUGUCAGCUGUGCCUUGUCAGUGAUGGGAGGUGCAGAAACAAAAAACGGAAGAUCCUGGUUAUCAAGACAGUGCAGUGCUUCCUCAUAUUAACCUCAGCCUGCUAGCCUAUUGGUGCAGUAACAUGUCAACCAAUCAUUCAGCAUGAAUGGAAUUAUAAGUUGUGCAAUGUAGCCUGGGCAUCCUCUUGCACAACGAGCUCACCGUGUAGUCCACUUCUGUAUCCAUAAAAACGUAUUCAACUCGAUAGGUUUCAUUAGAACUUUGCUUAUUAAACAAUCUGAAAUCUUACUAAAUAUAUAAAAGUUUGACUUUUGUGCUCCUGUCAGUUCUGUUAUUGCCAAAAUUGCAGCACUUUCUGUCAGGGCACCAAAAUCCCAUGUUUUUCCUUUUUUUUUUAUAUAUGUGUCCUUCAUUCAAGCUGUCUUUAUGCUGUUUUAAAAGCAGCCUUUUUCUAAAAAAAAAAAAAAAAAAAAGAUUUACGUUUAACGAGACUGUAGUUAGCAACAGAUGUGACUUUUUUAUUUGUUUUUUGAUGUUUUGUUAUGUAAGCCUCCUGUUUUAUAUUGUGCUGGUAUAACACCUUAAAAAGUCUUAAAGGGAAGGGUUAGUUGUCUUUCCUAAAAUAAAAUAAAAUGAUGAAAUGCAAAUGUGUGUCUUUGUAGUCUUUUACUCUGGAAUUCAAUGUGAAACAUAAUACAUUUAAAUGCAUGUAGUGUGUUUUAAACAAACAAUGCCAACGAUUUUCAGUUAGCAUCCCUCCUGCUAGCUUGAU
This is a messenger RNA of Dunckerocampus dactyliophorus (ringed pipefish), 1354 nucleotides long. RefSeq names its product SH3 domain binding glutamate-rich protein like (gene sh3bgrl). The transcript is spliced from 4 exons. The record is from RefSeq and is a predicted model, not a curated record. NCBI's taxonomy places the organism in Eukaryota, Metazoa, Chordata, Actinopteri, Syngnathiformes, Syngnathidae. Gene Ontology annotation, cellular component: cytoplasm. The coding region runs from base 174 to 479 and encodes 101 amino acids.